Molecule: messenger RNA, 3837 nt
Organism: Oryzias melastigma (Indian medaka)
Lineage: Eukaryota; Metazoa; Chordata; Actinopteri; Beloniformes; Adrianichthyidae
Product: RNA binding protein fox-1 homolog 2
Biological process (GO): regulation of alternative mRNA splicing, via spliceosome; nervous system development
Cellular component (GO): nucleus; cytoplasm
Molecular function (GO): mRNA binding
Source: RefSeq, a predicted model, not a curated record
CCAAUGUUAAUGUCGACCGACGUUGCAUCCUUAAUGCUGCCCGUUAAUCGGGGAAUAAUGGACCGCGAAAGAGACAUUGAUACGGCAGCCGCGGGACCUCACGCGAACGCAGCCGGGGGUCCAGCGGCUGUCCGCGGGAUGAAGCGGGGGGACCCCGAGCCUGACGCGCAGACAGCCGCUGCCCUCACCGACUUGGCCGGAGCGGAAUGCAAAAGACCGAGGAUAGACGGCACCGGGAGCGUGGUGGGAGACAUCGGACAGAACAAUGAGCCUUUAAACCCUGGUUUCCAUGGAUACCCACCUCACAGUCAGGGCUCGCAGGAUUCGACUGGAGGACAGGAGGCUCUGGUAGCUCCACCCUUCGCAACCUUCCCUCCUCCGCCCCCGCCUCAAAACGGGCUGCCAGGAGCGGAGUUUGGCCCGGGGGCCAUGUUUGGUGCUGGGGGCCAAGGAGCAGCUGAGCUAGGGGUUGGUGCUAAUGGAGCCGCCACCACACCCAACAGCAACAAUGCAAAGACAGAGGAGGUGCCCCAGGGUGAGGCGGGUGUACAGUGUGCUGCAGGAGGAACAGGAGCGGGAGGCUCCGCCGGAGACUCCUCGGAGGCCAAAGGGACCCCAAAACGCCUCCAUGUCUCAAACAUCCCCUUCCGCUUUCGGGAUCCAGACCUGAGGCAGAUGUUCGGGCAAUUUGGGAAGAUUCUGGAUGUAGAGAUUAUAUUCAAUGAGAGGGGUUCAAAGGGUUUUGGCUUUGUGACAUUUGAAAACAGCGCAGAUGCAGAGAAAGCCAGGGAAAAGCUGCAUGGCACUCUGGUAGAAGGACGUAAGAUUGAGGUGAAUAAUGCCACCGCCAGGGUGAUGACUAACAAGAAAAUGGUCAGCCCUUACCCUAACGGAGAGGCUCUCAGCACGCUGCCCUAUGCAGGGUGGAAAUUGAGUCCAAUGGUGGGGGCCGUGUAUGGACCGGAGCUCUAUGCUGUUCCAGGUUUUCCGUACCCCUCUGCAGCAGCAGCUGCAGCCACCACAGCAGCUGCAGCGUUCCGCGGUGCCCACCUCCGGGGCCGUGGCCGGCCCGUUUACAGCGCCGUGCGGGCCGCCGUGCCCCAGCCUGCCAUUCCUGCCUACCCUGGCGUGGUGUAUCAGGAUGGGUUUUACGGAGCGGCAGACCUCUAUGGAGGUUACCCUGCUGCUGCUGCCGCCGCCGCUGCUGCCUACCGCUACGCCCAGCCCGCCGCUGUAACCGGAGCAACCGCUGCAGCUGCUGCCUACAGUGACAGUUAUGGUCGGGUGUACACCACAGAUCCAUACCACGCUCUGGCUCCAGCUGCAGCUGCGUACGGAGUGGGAGCCAUGGCCAGUUUAUAUCGAGCGGGAUACAGCAGGUUUGCUCCAUACUAGAACCAACAGCUGCACUUGAGGAACCCCCCUCUGGCCCAGCCCCCGUGUGGCGAGAGCUCCCCUCCAUUCCUCUGCUGGCAGACUAUAGUUCCAACUCACCCGUUUAGUCAUUUUUCUCCCUUUUGUAGCCCGAAGGCUCAACGCCACAUCAUCGAGUCCUCCUCCGUCUGACGUCGAAUCCGUGAAAAACUGCCAGGACUGUCCCCCGAAAGCUGGAGUCUGCUGUUGCUUUGCACGUCCGGGCAGGACGCGGGGUGUUAGGGAACACUUACGGACCUGAGGGGGGAGGACCGCUGCUCCUGCUCCAUCCGCCACACUACAAAGCCCUUUCUCCUCCGAGCCGAUGAACUGGAUCCACUGCCCCGUGAGACCCGAUCAGUUAGCAGCAGGCCACCAGCGUCCUCCACGCUCCCCUGUUCUGAUCCCAGAACUGCCACAACACUAUUGUACAAAGGUACUUUUAGACACUACAUCCAUAUAAAGCUACAUCAACACCAUCCCUGCAGUUCAACGCUAUAGAAUAAAAAAAAAGAAUUAAAGAUUCAGGACAUAUAGGAAUAAUGUUUACUUUUUCCAAAGCUAGAAUCCUGAACUCUCAGCAAACCACUCGUCUUUCAGCAACUAUGUACUAUAUCCUCCUUGUUUUUGUUGUCACUUUCAAAUGACAACUUUUGUCCCAAGUGUUGGAAAAGAAAACCCUCCGAGAAAAAAACCAAACACAAAAAAAAGACAAAAAGAAAAAAAGCGACAAAGAAAAAAGUGACUCUUCUUUUCUGCAUUACCUCAACUCUUGUUUUUCUGCCAUUGAGAAGGAGCUGUGAGAGAUGUGGACGAACUCCAUCUGUCGACUCAUUUGCUGAUCAGCACGUGUUUUAUUGGUUCUGUCUGCAGCACCGCUGUCCUCAGAUUAUAAAAUCUGGGUUCCUUUUUUCCACUCCUCUUUGAUCUGCCGGAGUGUCUUCUGUCCAUCUCUGCAUCCUGAUGCGUCUUACAUUCCAGCGAUGCAGCCCAUCAAGCGGGACACAGAUUAGAUCUGCGGUCAAUUAGAAGAUCCGGACUUAGUGGAUCCCAUCAGGAGAGCCGAGGCUGAGGGAAUCUAAUGAAGUGCGAAAAGUGUGAAAUGAUGGGAUUCUGUCAUCGAUUGUCUAUUUAUAUUCAUCUUUCCACAUGGGCGAGUCCUCGCCGUCAUCAUGUUCUCGUGGACGGCUCGCCCUGGUCAAGGACGUCCUGAAGAGUUUGGGUUAGCCAUGUUUGUGUUUGUACUUUUAUUGCAGCUGUUUGGUUCCAAAGACUUUUUUAAAAGAGAAGCACAUUGUUUUGGUCCAGAUGCAUUUCCUACUUUUGUGCUCGAUUUUUUUUUUUUUUUUUUUUAAGUCUGUGAGUUUUUACAGUGCAGUGUUGUAGCAGCACCGGAGAAAAGUCGAAAGGUCGUCGUCGUUGUGAGGUUUUUUUUCCCAUCGGCAUCGGUGGUUGAAGCUGGCUCGGUCGAUGCGUUUGCUGCAGAGGAGAUCCGAUCAAAUGGGAGACACGAGGGACGCUCUGGAGGAGGGGGGGGGGAUGCUCUGCAUCGACAGGGCCGGGGCGCCCCGAGGCCCAGCGGGAAGUGCCCUCCAGCGCUGAGCGUGGCGGCUUCGGCGGGGAAUGUUGUGAAGCAGAGCCAUUACUCAUUAGCUGACAGAGUAACGGCGCCCCCGCCGUGCUCGGGGGGCUGCAGGCUGGAAUCUGUUGUUUGGUAUGACUGUGCGCAGUAGGUCCAGUGAGUGUUUCCGACGAGCAUUACCUCCUUUUUUGUGUUAUUGUGCUUUACGAGUAUUUCCAGACGUGUGGCUAUGCAUGUUUUUGAAGGCGGGAAGGCGUGUUUUCCAUUUGUGCAUGAACUCAAAUGCUGGAGGGGAAGAGGAGGUUCACCGAGCGAGGAGGAGGAGGAGGUGUUUGUGAUGCCGCAGCAGUGAUAGGAAGCGCAGUGAAGCUCCAUGGAUUUGAAACCGCAAAGUCAGUCAGGUUCGGGAUUCUGGGUAAUCUCUGCUGUGGGCCUCUGUGGUCGCCACGGCGAUCACCAGUCAAAUCAGGUGCAAACUUCAAUCAGGUUCCCGUGGUCGGCUUCUAAAGACGGAGAGGUGACGGUGAGCGCGUUCGGAGCUCCCGGAGGUCUGGUGAAGGCUCUCCUCAGCUGCUGACGUGGACCCCCCCGCCCCGCGCUGUGCGACGUUCUGUACAGAGAUCUCAGAAGUGGGUUUCUAUUGCAUGUGGACAAAAUGUUUUCUUUUCUUUUGGGGUCACAUGCUCUUAAAAACCCAUUUAUCCAAGUGACUUUUUUUUUUAAGUAAGUGACAUGUAUUUUCUCACAAUGUUUAAUUUUGCCAUUGUUGUGUCUGCCUCUAGUUUAUUAUUCUCAUUAUUAUUGAAUGUACAUAAUAAAUAAACGGUUUGGUUUUUAUUAAA